UUUUUAUUCAAAAAUAUCGAUGUAUUGAUACUUGAUUUUUUCCACAUCCUUGAGAGUCCAGCCAUCGGUACAUCGAUGAUUCUGCACACCCCCGCGAUGUCCUCGAACUGAACGGAUUUGGGAGUCCAGCCACAGAAUGUCCUCGAAGCAGUCCCCCGCCGCCGUUGCUGCGGCCGUGGCCAGCUGCAAACUGAAGAAGCAGCAGCGCCGUCGUCUGGCGGCCUUCGACUUUGACCACACGAUCGUGUCCCAAAACACAGACACCGUGGUCCGCGAUUUGCUGCCCACAGAAGUGACCAGCGCCCGCGCCAACGAGCUGGUGGAGAACGACUGCUGGACGGAGUACAUGGCCGAGGUUUUCCGCCUGCUGCAUGAGCAACAGGUGCCGGAGGCGCGGAUCCGGGACACCAUCCGGGGCAUCCCGGAGGUGCCCGGAUUCGUGCGGCUGAUCAAGCACCUGGCCAAGCGGCUGCACUACGACCUGAUCAUCAUCAGCGACUCUAACAGCGUCUUCAUCGAGGAAUGGCUGCGGGCGCACAACCUGGCCGACUGUUUCGUGGCCGUCUUCACCAAUCCGGCGGAGUUCGACGCCUCCGGACGGCUUUUAGUCCGGGCUCACCAUCAGCAGUCGGACUGCAAGCUGAGCGCCAGCAAUCUGUGCAAGGGCCGCGUCCUGGAGCACUUUGUCAUCGAGCAGGACCUGCGGCGCAGCAUCCGGUACGACCAUGUUUUUUACGUGGGCGACGGCAACAACGAUAUCUGCCCCGUGCUGCGGCAGCGGGCCUGCGACUUUGCCUGCGCCCGCAAGGGCUUCGCCAUGGAGAAGCAUCUGCUGCGCAACCGCAGCAAGUUAAAGCUGCGCGCCCAGCUGCUGAUCUGGAAGAGCGGCUUUGACCUGAUGGACCAGAUGCUGGCCCUGCCGCAGCUGAAGACCCCGCAGCUGCAGGACGAUGCAGAUCAGGAUGACGAAGCCGAGGCUCCUGACGUGGCGGCUCGGCGAGCAUCGGCGGUGGCUCCCGGCUCGACCAAGUCGCCGAAUUAGGAAGGCAUUUAAGGUAUACGCAUUUGAGACCUCCACGAGUAAGUAGAAACGAUUGCCAUCGCAGAACCGUAGUAUCACUUGUGUGUGGGGUCGCGAAUUUUUUAGUACAGGCUGGUAUAGAAGAACGCGAAUUCUUUUGAGAAUUCCUUAAACAGGCGAGUUGGAAAAUCGAGAUGUUGGAUUUUUUGGUGAUGCUUCGAUGCUAAUCAUACGGUUCUACGAUGCCAGGAAGUACUCGUGAAGGUCUUAAAUCCACAUCCCAUGCACAACCCAAUCAUCAUUGUCUCCCGGCUCGACCAAGUCGUCGAAUUAGGAAGGCAUUUAAGGUAUACGCAUUUAAGACCUCCACGAGUAAGUAGAAGCGAUUGCCAUCGCAGAACCGUAGUAUCACUUGUGUGUGGGGUCGCGAAUUUUUUUAGUACAGGCUGGUAUAGAAGAACGCGAAUUCUUUUGAGAAUUCCUUAAACAGGCGAGUUGGAAAAUCGAGAUGUUGGAUUUUUUGGUGAUGCUUCGAUGCUAAUCAUACGGUUCUACGAUGCCGGGAAGUACUCGUGAAGGUCUUAAAUCCACAUCCCCAUGCACAACCCAAUCAUCAUUGUUCCAUCAUGUGGUCUGGUCUGUUUUAUGUUUAAUCCCCUCCCUCCCUUUACUGCACCAACUAUGCCAAGUAUGAUAGGUGGAUCUGUGUGCCAGGACUCUAACCUGCAGAAAACACAUUGUCUCUCAAACAGUACAAUUUCAGUGGUGUGUGCGCCAGUUCAAGGAGUCAAUUUUUGGCUGCGGCUGUUAAUGUUUAAUCCAUGUGUGUAUAUUGUAACUUGUUGUAAUUGAAUUUAUCGCAAGCUGUAUAUGAGUGUCCAUAUUAUAUGCAUUUUAAUGUGUGUUUUGCCGUUACUGCA
Drosophila suzukii is the source of this 1941-nucleotide messenger RNA. RefSeq names its product pyridoxal phosphate phosphatase PHOSPHO2. The record is from RefSeq and is a predicted model, not a curated record. Gene Ontology annotation, molecular function: phosphatase activity. Lineage: Eukaryota; Metazoa; Arthropoda; Insecta; Diptera; Drosophilidae.